GAAUUUUACAAUUACAGAAAAAAUGUUAAUAUACUAUUUUAUUGCUGCUUUGUUAGCAUAUCUGUUCAUCAAAAGAAGAUUUUAUCUAUCCAAAAUAAAAUCAAUACCUUCCACAAAAUCUUUACCUAUAUUGGGACAUACUUUUAUUUUACUUGCAGGAUCAAAAAGUAUAGGAAGGUUUAUUAAAACUAUUCAGAAAGAAUGCAAACGAAUCUGCAUUGUAUGGUUCGGGCUGAUUCCAUACAUUGUUGUUUAUAAUGCAGAAGACAUUCAAACAAUCCUCCGAAACUCCAAGGAAAUUCCCAAAGGACAAUCCUAUAAUUUUUUAAAACCUUGGCUGGGCGAAAGCAUUUUAAUAAGUGACGGUCAAAAAUUUAGACAAAAUAAGAAAAUAUUGGUGCAAACUUUCCACAAGAGCAACCUACUGGACUUUCUGCCAAUUUUUAACAAUAACGCUGAAAAUUUGAUACAAAAUUUUGCAAAACACGUUGGUAAAGGAGAGUUUGCAGCCGACUUAUAUUUGGCUACCGGUGCUAUGUUUAAUUUGUUAGGAACAACUUUGGGAGUUCACAGGGAUAUUUUAACAGAAGAGGAAGCUUUUAAUUACUCAUUAUCUGUUGAGAAGAUGGGUGAAUUUUUGUAUACAAGACACAUUAAGUUUUGGCUAAAACCCGAUAUAUUUUUUUACUUUUCCAAUUUAAAGAAAAGACAGGAUCACCAUCUUAACAUUCUAAAUAAUUUAACCGACAGAGUAAUCCUUGGCAAAAAGAAGGAAUUCGAUGAAAGAAAAUCCAGUUCGGUUACAAAAUUUGAUAAAAAUAAUAACGUAUUGUUUUUGGAAAACUUUUUUUCUGCUACAAAAUUAAAUGGUGAAGGAUUUACUUUAAAAGAGAUUAAAGACGAGGUUAUGACAAUGAUGUUUGCUGGACAAGAUACAACAACUGUUACUUUAGGGUUUUCAUUAAGUCUUUUAGGAAUACAUCAAGAAGUUCAAGACAAACUGUAUAAGGAGUUAGAAGAAAUUUUAGGACUCUCAGAUAGAGAUAUAAAUUACGAAGAUAUACAAAAAAUGGUGUAUCUAGGACAAGUUAUUAAGGAAACUUGGCGUUUAUUUCCACCAAUCAAUGGCUUUAUGAGGGUCCCUAUAAAGGAUAUAAAUUUAGGGCAAUAUAUUUUCCCAAAGGGUACUCCGUUGUUAUGUUCAUUAUUUUUAUUGCACAGAAAUGAGGACUAUUAUCCUAAUUCCAAUAGAUUUAUUCCUGAAAGAUUUAAUUCUGAAAACGAUAAAACUAGACCACCAUACAGUUUUCUGCCUUUUUCAGAAGGCGUACGAAAAUGCAUAGGUUCCAACUAUGCCAUGCUCGUGGUUAAGGUGUUUUUAGCAAAAAUUCUUAGAAGAUAUAAAGUAAUUUGUAAUCAAAAGCAAAAAGAUUUUAAGUUAUCCCUACAACUUACUGUCAGAAGAAAAGAGGGAUUUUUAAUAAGUUUAGAUCCAAGAAAAUAA
Molecule: messenger RNA, 1504 nt
Organism: Brassicogethes aeneus
Lineage: Eukaryota; Metazoa; Arthropoda; Insecta; Coleoptera; Nitidulidae
Source: the annotation of a GenBank genome assembly